Messenger RNA from Zymoseptoria tritici IPO323, 411 nucleotides. RefSeq lists its product as uncharacterized. The transcript has a single exon. Gene Ontology annotation, biological process: mycotoxin biosynthetic process. NCBI's taxonomy places the organism in Eukaryota, Fungi, Ascomycota, Dothideomycetes, Mycosphaerellales, Mycosphaerellaceae. The record is from RefSeq and is a predicted model, not a curated record. Bases 1 to 411 code for a protein of 136 amino acids.
AUGCGCGACGAGAAGACCGAAGUCCAGUUCUCGUUACUGUCCGGUGAGGAGGACGAAUGCCUUACCGAGAGACCGCACAAGCGUUCUCUAAGAUUCUACCUUUGGGGGAUCGUGCCUGCUGUGAUCAUUUACACUCUCGCGGUAGUGGCUAUAACUUCCAGCGCUUUCGAUGCCAGCUGCGCUGGUGGACCUCGCAUUGUGCCCAAUAUUCUUCAAGACUCCAUACGAUAUCAGCCACAGACCUGGCAGGACCACGACAUGAUCACUCAUCCCUACUUCGGUCACCCGACCGCUGACUUGGACCGUCGAUGGAAGGACCUUCUGAAAUGUGAGCUGCCGAGCUCGGCCCAUUGCGAGCGAGCCCGCGGUGGGGAGGGCUCGAAGCGAGGUGGACUGAGGUUCAGAGAUUAA